AUGUUCACUGGUUUCAUUGCUUUUAAACUUGAUACAAAACAAACAGAAUAUGAAUCUGCUUGGACGCCUGUUCCUAACAACAUCUACAGUUUAGUACUUGGUUUUCCACCCUCGAAUGUCAUCAUUGGACAUCACAUCAAUCCAUUUCCACAAUCAACUCCAACCAAACCGUAUCCAUUACAACAACCUGAGAGCAAAUUCCAUACAAAAAAAACUUUUCAUAUGGCUCCCAAAGUCGUUCCAACAACCUCUUCAUCCUCAUGCUCAAAAGAUUCUCUUAAAGAUGACGAACUCUGUAGCGAGUUAGAUGAAGAGGCCAAACUCAUGGUUGCUCAAGUUCUCAAUGACGCUGAUGCUGCUAGUGUGGCCAAUGUGACCAACUCGGGAAAAGUUCAGCCCAAACAACCUACUCUCCUUGCUGGAUGUUGUUCCAUGCGGCUCUUCAUUAUUUUACUCAUUUUGAUACUUUUAAUUGCUUGUUCUGUGUUCAUUUGGUUAGCAUCAUAUAUUGGUUCUUCUCAAGCAUUGAAUGCAUUGAGUGGUGAUUUAAUUUCACGAGUAGGUGAGAAGGUAAUGACUUUUAUGGAUUCAGAAUUGUCUCCGUAUAUGAAAUUGACUUGGUCUAUUGCUGACGAUUUCAACAAUGGAAUUAUUGGAAGAAUUCCUUCAUUGAAAUAUUUAUUUUCGAGGUAUCAUAUUUAUAAUCCGUUUGCAGUUGGAAUUUUCUUUCCACUCGAGUUGUAUACAUAUUUGAUAAGUGGUACACCACCCAAUGAAGUCCUUACUUUUGGAUAUAAACCAUUUAACUUUACAGGUGUGACUGUCAUGUUUGCCAACUCAACCGAUGGUAGUAUCAUUGGAGUGUUCAAUAAUGACACUCGUCCCUUCAUCAUUACUCAACAAGCAUACUGGACCAGAUCCUUCGAACUCUUCAACCAAUUAGGAGUGGAUGGCGUGUUCGGCGAACCAUAUGUCGUGAAAGACAGCGGAGUUUGUAUUUAUUACACAGUCAAGUUAUUCGAUCCCACUCUCUAUGCACAAGGUCAAAAACAAGUAGUUGGAGAGGGAUUCGUACUCGUGGCCGAACGAAAUGAUAUGGUGAUUGGUGGUUCCAUAAACACGACAGCUCUCGAUGGAAGAUCUCGAUUAUCAUUGUUUUCAUUGACCACCAAGAACGCUGGACCAUUGAUGCAAGAUUUGAAGAACAAGUAUGGUUCUUUGAAUGACAUGCCUCAAACUGUAGAGGUGAACAGUCUAGGUAUUGAUUAUAUUAUUCACAAAAUGGAAUAUUCCUUUCAGAAUAUUCGAUGGAAUGUCUUUUUAGUGGUCUAUAAGGAAGAUAUUGCUCGAACGACGAAUAUGAACACAUACAUAUCCGUGGGAGUUGCUGCAGGUGUGAUUAUCAUUGGUAUUUUGUGUAGUAUUGUCAUUGGUUAUAUCAUUACUCAUCCAUUACGAUAUUUAGAAAAACAAUUUAUGAAAAUCAAAACCUUUGAUUUGGAGAAGGUCUUAUUCAUUUCCAGUAAAUUCAAGGAAGUAGAUAGUAUUUAUGGAGAUCUCCAUGAAAUGGUUCAAUGGUUGAAUGAAUUCAAAAGUUUCUUGCCAGAGAAUGUUUUCAAUCAAUUGAGAAAUUUCCACUCGUCGUCCGAUAACCAUGAACAGAAAAAGCAAGACCAUAACUCCUCCUCACACAACAAGGAUGACACCAUAUCCUCCUCUGCAGGAGCAACAUCUGCAUCCAGAAUGUCCAGUAAGAAGAGUUCUCUUCAUGACCAUGCAGCAGGACCCAAAGGACUCUUUCGUCUUGGACUCUCACAAAAACAAACCAGUGUGGUGCAUAUUGAAUUGCAUGAUUUUGCAAAAACUCACUCAGCUUCAGAAAUUACACAUACCUUUGCAAAGAUUGCUAGUGGUUUAAGUACUUUGGCCAAGACCUUAAAAGCCGAUUUACAAAUUCACAGCGUUGAGGAAUUUCAACUUUCAUUCACCGACGAAGGAGAGAGUUUGGGACCUAACAAGAAGAAGACCAAUGUCGUGGCUUUGGAGAGUGCUUUAAAGAUUUCUAAAGUGUUAGAUAAUAUUGGAAAAUCAAACAACAAAAAGAGUGCAAACCACUUGAAAUAUUCGAUUGGAAUUUCUUCAGGAUUAUCCAAUACAGGAAAUUUAGGAACUUCGAACGUGAGAGUGUACUCCAUUGUGGGACCAGUGUUGAGCAAUGCGAGAAAAAUGUCACAAUUAGGUCGAGCUUUGAAUUGUAAAAUUCUCACCGAUUCUGUUUGUUCAGAAUCACAAUCUCAAUUUGUGGUGAGACCUGUCGAUCGAUUUCAAAUUGAGAAGUGUUCUACAACUAGUAAUGGAGAAGAAUAUCAGACUUGUGUGAAAUCAGUAUAUGAGGUCAUUAAGGAAAAUAUUGUUGAAAAAGAUGAAUGGAUGUAUGAAUUGGAACAGCAAAAAGCCAACCAAAGAUUCAAAGACUUCCAAACAGCCUUCUCUCUUUUUGAAGCAUUUGAAAAUUGCCAUAACAACAACACAAACCUUAAUUCUCACUCUUCUCCUGUCUCCCUGAAUCAAGUAUUAGAACACCUCAACCAAUCUCAAACCAUUCUUCAAGAACAUUUAGAGAAAUAUCCAGAAGAUUCACUCAUUACCAAUCGUUUAUUACGAGUCCUAGAUCCAUUCAUUGAAGAAGGAAAGAACCCAAGUAGUAGCACUCAUUCAGACUCAUUGGGACAAUCCUUCAUGCAAUCUCUCAUGAAUUAUCAUUCUGAAAUUUCCAUGUCGUUGAAGGGAGUGAUUCACAUGGGACAACCAUCUCAAGCCAAUAUGAUUGUUCAUGAUCAAACAAUUUGUUAA
Naegleria lovaniensis is the source of this 2853-nucleotide messenger RNA. RefSeq lists its product as uncharacterized. NCBI's taxonomy places the organism in Eukaryota, Heterolobosea, Eutetramitea, Acrasida, Naegleriidae. Bases 1 to 2853 code for a protein of 950 amino acids. The transcript is spliced from 6 exons. The record is from RefSeq and is a predicted model, not a curated record.